Molecule: messenger RNA, 3717 nt
Organism: Pimephales promelas (fathead minnow)
Lineage: Eukaryota; Metazoa; Chordata; Actinopteri; Cypriniformes; Leuciscidae
Source: RefSeq, a predicted model, not a curated record
ACGGAACUAAAGAAGACGCGUCCAUGGUGUCACAGCGGAACAGUUACAGUGUAACAUCAGCAUGUACAUGUGAAUCUUUGGCAUGAUCAAGGCUUUGGUUUCGUGACAUCUGGCCAUGAAGCGAUUGUACAUUGGAGGUCUCGGCCACACUGUGUCGGAGAAGGACCUCAAAGACAGAUUUGGCAAAUUUGGGGAUGUGUCAGAUGUGGAAAUUAUCAGAAGGAAAGAUGAGCAAGGAUCUCCUCUGAAAACAUUUGGCUACAUCAACAUAAACAUCACAGAUGCUGAAUACAAAAGAUGUAUGGGUGUCUUAAAUAAAUCCACAUGGAAAGGUGGAACUUUGCUCAUUCAGCUGGCAAAGGAAAGUUUUCUACAUACACUUGCUGAAGAACGACAGCAAAUGGUUGAAAAGACCAAUACCCCAAAGAUCAUCCCUCAGGAGAAAUUAGUAGACUCACUUAAAGCAGCCGGUGUUGAAAAUUUCCACAUGAAAGCUGCUGUUCCAGGGACGGAAAUUCCUGGCCAUAAGGAUUGGGUUGUGAGUAAAUUUGGGAGGGUCCUUCCUGUCCUGAAUCUCAAAUGUAAAGGAAAAAGCAAAAUCUUCAAGUAUGAUCCAUCCAAACACUGCCAUAACAUCAAGAGACUGGAGACUGCGGACGACGUCACAUCAGUGUCCAAACUGACAUGGGAGAUGGAAGGUGGAGAUGAUGAAAUCAGUAAGAAAAGGAGAGGAGAGUUUCCAAAGCAGAAACCGUGUCCCAAAAGACCUAAAGUAGACUUGAGUUCAUUUCUUAGCAAUGUGGCUCAGAGCAGUAGAAGUAAUGCGGCUGCCAUUGGAAACGAGAACAAAGCGGUGAUCCAACAAAACGGACUCUCAGGAAAACAAAGACCUGUUGUUGAAAAGCCAGUUUGUGUUUUGAACAGUGAUGCUGACUCUGAAGACGAAAUCAGGAUGUUGGUUUCUCAAGAACAUUCGAGGAACCCAAAACAAACCUCUGCAGAGGAUGACGAUGACAACCUGGAGGUGGUGGGAGAUGAUUUUGCUGUUAAAUCUAACGCUUUUUGGGGCACAACGGAACAAGAUGGCGAAAAAUCGCUAUUAACUACAUCAAAAGAUGAUGAGGAUUACGAUUCAGCGGACACCGAUGAAAUACUAACCCAGAGAAAGACCCAAAAAACACAAGUUGGCCAAGAAUCCCAAACAAAGUCCAGUAGAAACAAAUCUUCGUCUGAAUCUGACGGUGGUAGCGACGAGGUAUCGGAUGAUGAUGUUAGCAUAGAUUCUGAAUAUGAAGCCAUGAUGGGGAAAUGCUGCCGCUUAGAGCUCUCCCUAGCGGAUUUGGAGCAGCUAGCUAAAAACACAGAGGAGAUUUCAGAUGAUGAAAGUGUAGAAGAACCCAAAGAAGAAAUCAAGACCCCGAGCGCACCACUCAAAAGACGAGGUAUUAACCCUGAAGAUAUUCUAGCUUCGCUUUUUAAAGGCUACACCCCUGAAAAAGAAAGUAAGAAUCGGGUGACCAAGGGAUCUCUUCCAGCUUUCAUUGGAACAAAGGAUCUCUUUGGAGGUCCAGAGCCCAUCUUGAAAAGAGUUGCUCAGAGUAUUGACUGUGAAUCUCCUAAAAGACUCAAUUUGAAAGAACGAAGCGUUUCAGAAGAUACAAGUCAGAUACAGUCUUCAACCCGUCCAUCUCAACAGAAGCUGUCCAAUUUAACGGUACAAUCAAGUUCAAAGAAACUUGAAAACCAGUCGUCAGAAGAUGAUUCUUCGAGUGAAGAAGGUGGCGAAUGUGCUGAAGUCGUCACAUCUCCAGCGACACAGUCGGUAGGUACCAUCUCUGAAACCAAACUGAAGACUGUUAGCUCUAACUCAAACACCCCAAUCAAACCCAAGAUGACGAAUCCCUCCAGAUCUUCCAGUAGUGACUCAGAGAGCAGCGAGAGUGAAGAUAGUUCUGAAGUCAUCACUUCUAAAACGUCCUCAGUGACACAAUCGAUAAGAACCAACCCUAAAACCAAACUGAAGACUGUUAGCUCGAACUCAAACACCCCAAUCAAACCCAAGAAGACGAAGCUCUCCAGAUCUUCCAGUAGUGACUCUUCUAGUAAGGAAUCGGAGACUAGUGAUGAUGAGGAGAAGUCCAGGCCUCAGCCAAAGGAUUGCAAACCAGUCGAUUCACAGUUGAAAGUUGAGUCGCAUUCAACAGUUCUUCACUCAACGGUCAUAGACGCUCAGAAACAACAGAAGGACAACCAGAAACGUCUUGCGGCGCUGGAGCAACGACAGAAAGAGGCCGAACAGCAGAAGAAACUCAUUCAGGGGGCUCUUUCCAGCGUGGACAAGGUGGAAACGAACAAAGGCAAACACAUUGUGUUUGAUUCUGAUGAAGAAGAGGACAAAACCACAAACAAACCAGAAGAACAACCAACAAGCCAGAAAAAAAGCCUUUUUAAGGACGAUUCUGAACCCGAUGAUCAACAAGCGUCCACAUCAAAAGAAAAGGAGAACAAAAAGCCAGGUUGCAACAAGCUGUUCAACAGUGACGAUGAGGAUGAUGAUGAUGCUGAGGAUGAUGGUUUCCAGAUAAAGCCUCAGUUUGAGGGCAAAGCUGGACAGAAGCUCAUGAAGCUGCAGGCUAGAUUCGGAACAGAUUCGAGAUUCCAGAUCGAUUCGAGAUUUCUGGAAAGCGACGAUGAGACUGAAGAAAAAGAUGCUGCGGCUCCAGAAAAAGAUGCAGAAAAGCAACUUCUUGAAGAGAAAAAGAAAAGUCUAGACAUCCUCCAGAGCAUUUUAAACACGAGCAUACAGCCACAAAACACCAAAAAGACCAAGACAUUCAAAGAUGUUUCGAGUCUGCAUUACGACCCAACACAAGAGGAACACGCCGCUUUUGAAUCCAAGAUCGAGCAGCCGAAGAAAGAAAGCAAAGCAGCAAGACGAAAGAAACGCGAAGAGGCUGAAAAACUCCCUGAGGUGUCUAAGGACAUUUACUUUGAGGUGGCGGCGGAUUUGAAGGAGGUCUUCGGGAUGCCCAAAGAAAACCAGGUCGAGAGGGAGACGGUUUCAUGGGACAAAGAGGCAGAAGAGACUGAAGAUAUAAUGACGCCAAUGGAAGUUUCCUUCCCUUCUAAUGUUGAAGUCUAUGAAGACACAUCAGGCGGAUUCAAGUUCUCCUUCUUUGGCGAGGACGGCGCUGCGGAGACGACCACUAAGACAGACGAGUACAAAAUAGAGACGUUAAAAGGAGCCAAGUUCUCUUGGCAAGUGGACCCUCGUUUCCAGGACAGCAGUUCAGACGAGGAAGGCGUGGACGAGGUUGAGGAGGACCAAUCCGCUUCCAGCAAAAUCACAGAGGAACCAACACCAUUAAAAAAGAGGUUUUUCUUUUUCUAUCAAGAUGACGAACGGUUAAAAGAGGGGCCGGGAAUGUUCUGUAGAAGCGGAAAACUUGGAGACCAGAGGGAAGCCUGGGAAGAGAAGAGGACGUCACUCAGAGAUGAGUGUCGCAAGAAACACAGAGAUGCCAAAAGACGCCAGAGGCCGUCGCUGAAGACCUGAACAAUUCUUACAGAAAACUGGUUUUCAGAGACAUUGUUGCACCCAUUCAUAUUCUGUUUAAUAGCUGUAAUUUAUUCUUCAAAAUAACAGCAUCUAAUGCAUAUUCCCUUUGUAUGAUUGAAACAUGUUUUCGAUUGAAUAAAUGUUGGUUUGUACCACUA